CCGCACGCCGCGAUACCUCCGCCCGCGCGCGCGCGCGCGCGCACGCACGCGCCUGAUCAGAGCGACGACACACUUUCGCCGUCCGGUAUAAAGUCACUGCGAGCACGAGCCGGAAAACUGCCACAAAGAGGUGAAAAUGGCUGAAGACAUCCAGAGCAAACUGGAGCAGUACCGCACAGCUCCGUUUGACGCCAGAUUCCCGAACCAGAACCAGACCAGGAACUGCUGGUCCAACUACCUGGAUUAUCACCGCUGCCAAAAGGCCCUGGAUGCUAAAGGCGUAGACACCACCCCGUGUGACUGGUACAAGAGGGUCUACAAGUCACUCUGCCCCCUGUCCUGGGUGCAGAAAUGGGACGACCAACGAGAGGAGGGGACCUUCCCUGGAAAAAUCUGAGGCCCGCCGCCUUCAGAGAUGUAAUCUUUUCAGCUGGAUGUUUGUGCGUGUGCGCUGAGUGUGAGAGUCUGUCGGGCGGUUUUCUGCUCCGGCCCCCCGGAGCUCGUCCAAACUGAACGGUCAUUCCUUACAAACACCGGUGAAACCCGGCAGAUUCGACAUUAAAAUAUCUCAGGAUAUAUUUAUGGAGCUCACGUGUCUCCUGUGUGUUUCUUUAACUACCAGAGAAUAAUCGGGAAGGAUCGGGACAUUUGAAUCCUCGACACUGAGAAACAACCCAAACAACGCAAUUCACAUUUUUUUCCAUCGAGACGGGUGCUUUUAAAUUUAUUCAUUCAAAUAAACCUACAACAAAUAUACAUGUUUAAUCCAGAUUAAAAAAAUAAUUCAAUAAAGAAAUAUU
Messenger RNA from Salarias fasciatus (jewelled blenny), 800 nucleotides. RefSeq names its product cytochrome c oxidase subunit 6B1 (gene cox6b1). The transcript is spliced from 4 exons. NCBI's taxonomy places the organism in Eukaryota, Metazoa, Chordata, Actinopteri, Blenniiformes, Blenniidae. The record is from RefSeq and is a predicted model, not a curated record. Gene Ontology annotation, cellular component: respiratory chain complex IV; mitochondrion. The coding region runs from base 137 to 397 and encodes 86 amino acids.